Molecule: messenger RNA, 1560 nt
Organism: Paecilomyces variotii
Lineage: Eukaryota; Fungi; Ascomycota; Eurotiomycetes; Eurotiales; Thermoascaceae
Product: putative flavin-containing polyamine oxidase
Exons: 8
Coding region: 1-1560 (519 amino acids)
Molecular function (GO): oxidoreductase activity
Source: RefSeq, a predicted model, not a curated record
AUGUCCCUAUGUUCAUUGAUCAGUUCGCUCGCAGUUACAGCCACACUACUCUAUCCAGUAGUACAUGCGCAGAAAUGCGAGAAGACCAAGGUAGCCAUUCUCGGGGGUGGGACCACAGGGAUCACUGCUGCUCAAGCCCUGACGAAUGCAUCGAUUCAUGAUUUCAUUAUUGUGGAAUAUAAUGCGGAUAUCGGCGGUCGAGUCGCUCAUACUGAUUUCGGAAAGGAUAUAGAUGGAAAUCCUUACACGGUUGAACUUGGAGCGAACUGGGUUCAGGGUCUUGGGUCAGCUGGAGGACCGGAGAAUCCGAUUUGGACUUUGGCCAAGAAGUACAAUCUUACAAACACCUAUUCGGAUUACUCUUCUAUUUUGACUUACAACAAAGACGGAUAUUCCAACUACUCAGACCUCAUCGAUGACUAUGAGAAUGGACCGUACUCCGAGAUUGAGUACGGAGCAGGUAUCAUUCUCACCGAGAAUCUUCUCGACCAGAGCUUUCGUGCAGCGUCAUCUCUUGCGGGCUGGAAACCACAGACCCCAGAGGAACAGGCGGUAGAGUGGUGGGAGAUUGACUGGGAGUAUUCUUACCCUCCAGAAGAAUGUUCGGAAACUUAUACAGUGGUCAACUACAAUACUACCUUCUAUCAAUUCUCAGAAGCGAAUAACCUAGUCAUUGACCAACGGGGAUUCAACGCCUUUAUCAAAGGCAUGGCGUCGACCUUCCUACAUAAAAACGAUUCGCGACUUCGUCUAAAUACCAUUGUCACGAACAUCUCAUAUACCGAUGACAGUGUCAGCGUGUUCAAUCAUGACGGCAGUUGCAUCGAAGCCGACUACGCCAUCUCUACUUUCUCUCUGGGAGUCCUCCAACACGACGUUAUAACCUUUGACCCUCCGCUUCCGAAAUGGAAGAAACAAGGCAUUGCCAACUUCGCCAUGGGAACAUACACCAAGAUAUUCCUUCAAUUCAACCCCGAGGACGUCUUCUGGGACAAAAACACCCAAUUCUUCCUCUACGCAGACCCAACCCGACGAGGCUACUACACAGUCUGGCAAUCGCUAGACACAGAGGGCUUUCUUCCCGGUUCGGGAAUCAUCUUCGCCACGGUUUUAAACACUGAAUCUUACCGCAUCGAGAAGAUGUCCGAUGACGAAACGAAGAAAGAAGCACUAGCCGUUCUGAAGACGAUGUUUCCAGAGGUUGAAAAAAUCCCUGAUCCCAUUGCAUUCAUGUAUCCUCGUUGGACCGAGACGCCCUGGUCAUACGGCAGCUACUCGAAUUGGCCAGUGGGCGUUACUCUCGAGAUGCAUCAGAAUCUGCGUGCCAAUGUUAGUAAUCUUUAUUUUGCGGGCGAGGCUACUCAUCCGGAGUAUUAUGGAUUUCUCCAAGGGGCUUAUUUUGAAGGGAAAGCGGCUGCGGAAGCGAUUGCUAGCUGUGUGAAGAAUAAUGGAUGCGUGGGCGGGCCGAAUUAUCCUGUCUUGCAUGGAACGACAGAGGAAAAGGAUCUGACUUCCGCGAAUGGAUGGACUGGUAGGAGUUUAUUCUCUAUUCUAGCAUAG